This is a messenger RNA of Castor canadensis (American beaver), 1399 nucleotides long. Its product is annotated as sulfotransferase 1A1-like. NCBI's taxonomy places the organism in Eukaryota, Metazoa, Chordata, Mammalia, Rodentia, Castoridae. Gene Ontology annotation, molecular function: sulfotransferase activity. The record is from RefSeq and is a predicted model, not a curated record.
AGCAAUGACAGGGCAGUUGGUGAGUUCCAGAGAGCAUCUGGGGCAAAAGCAUCAGAGGCUGCAGAGACCACAAGGCACGAGAGGUGAGAAAGACGGAGACAUGAAGCUGAAGAAAGAAGGCUGUGAAGAGCCAGAGAAAAGAAACUGCAGGCUCUGCUCACUGGAAGAGUUAAGCACAGACACGCCUUCAGGGUCAAGGGUCUCGGACAUGCCAGGCCUGGGGGCUAUGACACUAGCAGCUAUCAAGGGCUGAGAAUCCUGACACCUUAUGCCCAAGAGCCAUAACACUUGGUGAACGGUUGCUAUCUGCCUCUGACUUCUGCCACUGACAACUGCUGUUGGAAGCUGAGGAUGAGAACAGCUGACAAGUGUCAAGCUGGUGGUGGUUAAAGCCCAAAGCAGAACAUGGAGCUGAUCCAGGAAAUCUCCCGCCCACCGCUGGUGUACAUGAAUGGCGUCCCCCUCAUCAAGUACUUUGCAGAAGCGAUUGCGCCACUGCAGAACUUCCAGGCCUUGCCCGAUGACGUGCUCAUCAGCACGUACCCCAAGUCUGGCACCACUUGGGUGAGUGAGAUACUCGACAUGAUUUAUCAUGAUGAUGACCUAGAGAAGUGUCAGCGGGCUCCCAUCUAUGUCCGGGUGCCCUUCCUCGAGUUUCAAUGCCCAGGACUUCCCUCAGGUGUCUUGAGACUGAAAGACACACCAGCCCCACGGCUUCUCAAGACACACUUGCCCCUGGCCCUGCUCCCCCAGAGCCUGCUGGAUCAGAAGGUCAAGGUCGUCUACGUUGCCCGCAAUGCAAAGGAUGUGACCGUCUCCUAUUACAACUUCCACCAAAUGGCCAAGGUGCACCCUGACCCCGGCACCUGGAACAGCUUCCUGGAGGAGUUUAUGGAUGGGAAAGUGUCCUAUGGAUCGUGGUACCAACACGUGCAGGAGUGGUGGGAGCUGAGCCACACACACCCUAUUCUCUACCUCUUUUAUGAAGACAUGAAGGAGAACCCCAAAAGGGAGAUUCGAAAGAUAUUGCAGUUCGUGGGGCGCUCUGUGCCUGAGGAGACCGUGGAUCUCAUCGCCCAGCACACAUCCUUCAAGGAGAUGAAGAAGAACCCAUUGGCUAACUACAGCACUGUGCUCUCUGACUUCAUGGACCAUACGAUUUCUCCUUUCAUGAGGAAAGGCAUCGCAGGGGACUGGAAAUCCACCUUCACUGUGGCCCAGAACGAGCGCUUUGACACCCACUAUGCUGACAAGAUGGCAGGCUGUGACCUCCCCUUCCGCUGGCAGAUCUGAGGGUGUCAGCAGGAGCCACUGCAGAGGAGUGUUGACACAUCCUGACCAUGACCUCAAGAAUAAACUAGGACUGGAAGUGUUGCUCAAGUGGUAGUGUGCUUGCUUU